AUGUCGCUAGAGAGAAAAGCCUCUGCGCUGGGGAGAAAGAGAAAGAGAAACACCGAGUUCAACCCAAAUGUUCACUCAAACAGAAAGAUCAUCACCUCAUCGCAUCUCCACAAGGAUUCCACAUAUAGUACUCCAAUCAAGCCUAAGAGCGUACCAGAGAACUUCAGUAGGUCCAAGAAGAAAGACUGGACAAAUGUUGGUCAAGAUAAACAAGAUCAGGAUGAAGACCAUGCUCAGGGCUUUGCACAUCAAUUGUUCUCAAAGAUCAUGGAUGUGGUGAGUCGAAAGACAAAAGCAUUGAUAUAUAAGCAUGAAACACAAGAAUCACCAGAUGAAACCAAUGGUGCUAAGAAAAGGAAAGUCCAUCAUAGUGAGAAGAAACAAGAAAGAUCAAAUAAAUCAAGUAGUAAAUUGAAUAACAAGAACCUUGAGCAAACAUUAGAAAAAAAUCCAUUUAAUCCAGACAUUAAAGAUGAUUAUAAGAAUGUUUCAUUCACUAAAUCACCAAUAGAGUGGGAUUUAAAAGAGGAUUUGAAGAAAAAUGCUGAAUCAUCAAAUGGGGAUUAUGGAUCAACUUUUUACAGACGUAAAGUUAAUAAGAAAAUACCAAAUUCUGAAUCAAAAUAUUUGAGAUCAUUAUACAAUGGUCAUUAUAAAGCACCAUCACCAUCCAUAACUACACCUCCAACACCAAGAACCCCUGUUGAAGAUGACAAAAGGUUGUUAUCAUCCUUACAGACAUUAACUGAAGAUCUUAGAAAGAAUUGGGGUAAUAAAGUUAAAAGAGCCACUGAUGAUGAUGUUAUAAUUGUUAAAGAAGUUAAAUUACCUCCAGCUACUCCAUCAUCAUACUCAUUAACUUUUGAUACAACAAGAUUAACAUUUGAAAAUGAAUUUAAAUAUUAUCAAAGAAUCUUGAAUGAAAAGAGAAAAAUUCAAGAUGAAAUUAAAAAGGAUAAACUUGAAGCUGAGACUGCAUCAAAAUUAAUUCAAAAAUUAUCAGAUAAUGAUGAAGAAAAAGUUGUAAAUAUUUGGAAAUCAAGAGGGAAAGAUACGCUUACUAUUUUACAAGCUUUUAAUAUUGAUGUUAGAGUUAUGGAUUUUAAAACUUUAGCAGAUAAACAUUGGCUUAAUGAUGUUGUUAUAGAGUUAUUUCUCAAGAGUCUUAUCACUGAUAAAGUUUAUGCAUUCAACUCUUAUUUCUUCACAACUUUAGAGAAUAAAGGUUAUCAAGGUGUUAAUAGAUGGAUGAAAAGAGCUAAAGUUAAUAUUUCCAAUUUAGAUAAAGUUCUUGUACCUAUAAAUGUUCAUCAAACACAUUGGGUUCUUGGUGUGAUUGAUUUGAAAAAUAAAAAAGUCCUUUAUAUGGAUAGUUUAGCAACAAGGAAAACUCCACAUGGUGAAAGAGCAUUAAAUUUAAUGUAUGAAUUUGUUAAAGGUGAAACUAAUAAACAAGGGGUACCUAAACUGGCUGAAGGAUAUACAUUUGAACAUUUAUUAGAUGUUCCACAACAACAAAAUGGAUUUGAUUGUGGUGUUUUCACUUUACUCAAUGCAUUUCAUAUCUCUAAAAAUGAACCAUUAUCUUAUCAACCUUCAGAUGCUACUCUUUUCAGACGAAUCAUAGGACAUACCAUUUUGGGAAUGUCACCUAAAUAA
Molecule: messenger RNA, 1659 nt
Organism: Hansenula ciferrii
Lineage: Eukaryota; Fungi; Ascomycota; Saccharomycetes; Phaffomycetales; Wickerhamomycetaceae
Gene: ULP1
Product: SUMO protease ULP1
Exons: 1
Coding region: 1-1659 (552 amino acids)
Biological process (GO): protein desumoylation
Cellular component (GO): nucleus
Molecular function (GO): deSUMOylase activity
Source: RefSeq, a predicted model, not a curated record